AUGUCUGGCAGCUGCUGCUCUAGGAAAUGUCCCUCCCUGCCAGCCAUCUCUCUCUGCUCCACCGAUGUGAGCUGCGGAGGACCCAUCUACUUGCCCAGUUCCUGCCAAAGCCAGACAUGGCAGCUGGUGACUUGUGAAGAUAGCUGUGGGUCAUCUGGCUGUGGUUCACAAAGCUGUCAGCCUUCUUGUUCUGCAAGCAGUUGUUGUCAACCUGUGUGCUGUGAGCCCACCGUUUGUGAGCCUUCCUGUUCUGCAAGCAGCUGUGCUCAACCCGUGUGCCUGGAGGCCACCAUUUGUGAGCCUUCCUGUUCCACGAGCAGUUGCUACCAGCCUGUGUGCCGUGAGACCUCUCCCUGCCAGCCAGUCCUCUGUGUGCCCACAUCCUGCCAGUCUGUCCUCUGCAAACCCAGUUGCUGCCAGUCAGUCAUCUGUGAGCCCAGCUGCUGUUCAACCGUUUGCACUGUACCUAGCUCCUGCCAACCACUGAUCUGUGAGCCCAUGGUCUGUGAGCCUGUGGUUUGUGAGCCUGUGGUCUGUGAGCCUGCUUGUUGUCAGCCAGUAUGUCCGACACCUAGUUGCUGUCCGUCUGUCUACUCUGCAGCCAAUAGCUGCCAACCCAUCUGCUGUGAUUCCAGUCCCUGUGAGCCACCUUGCUCAGAGACCAGUGUUUGUCAGCCAGCUACCUGCAUGGCUCUGGUCUGUGAGCCUGUUUGUCUCCGUCCUGUCUGCUGUGUUCCAAGCCCUUGUGAGCAACCCUCUGACUCUAGCCAAGAGUCUCCCUGCUGUGUCUCCAGUAUCUGCCAACCUGUCUGCUCUGAGCCCAGCCCUUGUCCACCAUCUGUCUGUGUGCCCAAUCCAUGUCAACCUUCCUGCUAUGUAGUCAAGCGCUGUAGUUCUGUCUGUGGUGAACCUGUUUCCUGUCCAUCUACUUCCUACCAACCUCUCUGCUGCCGCCCUGGGUCAUCUGCUUCUGCCAUCUGCCAACCAGCUUGCCCUCCUAGAACUUUCUACAUACCCAGUUCCUGCAAAGAGCCUUGCAGUCCUGUUUCCUACCGCACCAUUUGCCGCCCAAUCUGCCGUCCCAUCUGCUCAGGGCCCGUCACCUACAGGCAGCCGUACCUGACAUCCAUCUCUUACCGUCCUGCCUGCUACCGCUCCUGUUAUUCCAUCCUACGCCGCCGCCCCACCUGCUUCACUUCCUACUCCUACCGCCCAGUCUGUUCCCGCCUGCCUUGCUCUGAUUCUGAUGCCUGUAAGAAAGACUGCAAAAAGUCCACCUCCAGCCAAUCUGAUUGCGCCGACUCAACCCCCUGCAAGUCAGAGGUCUCACAGGAGACUCCCUGCCAGCCCUCUGAGGCCAAACCCACCAGUCCAACCCCCUGUGAAGCUGCAGCCCCCCAGCCUGCUGCCAGCAAACCUGCUCCCAGCAAGCCUGCUCCCAGCAAGCCUGCUCCCAGCAAGCCUGCUGACCACUGA
Molecule: messenger RNA, 1476 nt
Organism: Castor canadensis (American beaver)
Lineage: Eukaryota; Metazoa; Chordata; Mammalia; Rodentia; Castoridae
Gene: Krtap16-1
Product: keratin associated protein 16-1
Cellular component (GO): keratin filament
Source: RefSeq, a predicted model, not a curated record